Molecule: messenger RNA, 1325 nt
Organism: Nematostella vectensis (starlet sea anemone)
Lineage: Eukaryota; Metazoa; Cnidaria; Anthozoa; Actiniaria; Edwardsiidae
Exons: 1
Coding region: 103-690 (195 amino acids)
Source: RefSeq, a predicted model, not a curated record
AGCUUGAGUUUCCGCUCUAUAAUUAUUUUAUUUCCAUCGAUCACGAGACAUCGCAAGCGGUACGAUUUUCAUACCUUAAACUCCACUAUCGUAAAGGUAGUUAUGAAGGUAAUAGGCGCAGGACUACCCAAGACCGGCACCAAAUCUCUCGCAGCCGCGCUGAGGCAUCUUGGCUGCACUGUACACGAUGUGGAAGAACACUGGCGAUUCUACUGUGAUGAGUACAAUGCUGCUUUUGAAGGCAAUAUUCCAGACUUCAAGAAGAUGUACAAAGAUGUUGAUGCUACAACAGAUUCCCCUGCGUGUUACUUCUACAAAGAGAUCUUCAAUGCCUUCCCUGACUCCAAGGUGAUAUUGUCUGUCCGAGAGAAUGAAGAAACUUGGAAAAAAAGCUUGAUUAAGACUGAUGAAAUAAUGUGGUCUGUUCUGGAAAGUCCAGUGGUUAAAUUAGGUCAACACGUGACCCCAACUGGGAGAAAAUGCAUUCGCCUCGUGCAACGAGUUGGAAUUCACCUUCAAAAUGAAGUAGAUUACCGAAAGCACAAUGAUGACGUCAUCGCUUCUAUACCAGCCAAUCAGCUGCUUGUGUUUAAUCCUAAUACGCAUGAGGAAGGAAUUAAUGCUGGUGAUGUCUCUUUUCGUUCUACUGACUGCCUGUGUAGGUGCAGUAUUUUUUUCUUCGUGAAAUAGAGCCAAGAACGGAAAGAUCAUCAUUCACGCUCUCAGUCGGUUGUGUUUGAACUUUUCCUUUUUAAAAUACCACUUUUUUUCGAUUAGACCAAGGGAGCUUGGGAUACUUUGUCAGAAAAUCCAAAUCAAAUUGUGAAAAGUUUCCUAGCUCCCGUUAUUUCAUGCUACGGUGUUUUUUUUUUUUUUUUUUCAUUAUUAUUAUUUUUUUUAACUGCGGCGAUCCUUUCGAAAGAACGAACUUUACGAACUUUAAAGACUGGUAGUUUUCUAUUUUCUUCUGGAAAGCAGAAAGCAGGGCGUGCGGCUAGAUGCGUCUUCUUUUGCAGGCUACUACUGAAGUUAUUCAAUCCGCUAGCGUGGGCUUCCUGUGUCAGGCUGGAAGUUAUGAAUAUCAUUUGAUAAUUUGGUGCCCACAAGUCUGCACCCGCGAGUGUCACUCCCAAGAUUGUUCUUUUGUGUGUGUGGUUGUGUAUAUUAAAUCCUAUACGAAAUUAAUGUUUUUCUUUUUGAAAAUGUAUCAAAAAGAGAGAUAAUAACAUCAUUUUUUUAAUCAAAAAUGUUAAUAGAUAGGAGGCGUUUAUUAGAGCGGGGCGUUCUUUACAAACUAUAUCAAUAUAUCAACACCACAAACCCAA